GCUAAAGGUUAACCAAUCCGAAAUACCACAGAGAAUAUGUAAAUCAAUACAGAACUAUGAAACUUGGAGCCAAAACGGUACAAAUAUCACAUAUAAAAACGCGUCCAGAGUGCAAAUUAGUCAUUCAUUCCGAGAACUAAGACGGAACUGCCAGAGAAUAGUUUGAUUGAGAAAUGACAUGGAUAUGGAGCGCUUGGUUAUUGUUUUAAUUCUGACAUUUUGGGUUAUCGUUGAUGCAUAUACAGGUGAAGCUGACUUUGACUAUACUUUAUGUAGAUGGUAUAACUCCAGGUGUAUACAGACCGACAAACUGGAAAACAUUUACUCUGAAAGACAUAAAACAAAACUUAGUGACUGGCCCCCAGGACCAUAUGCCCUUCUCACACCAAGUGAAGGGUGUCCAGAAUUAGGCGAAAUGGGUUGGAGACGCGGGUAUCUUUCCUUUAUUUGGAAACACCCACAAACACUCACAUUGGUUUCUGAUUGUAAGAUCAACAACAAAAGCAAUCAUUCUGAUGAUGAGAAAUGGCAACAUGCAGGAAAUGCAAGCAACAGUCACAGCUGCUUGCGCAGUUUAACAUCAGAUAAGUGGCCUCAUCCCCAAAGUCAUUUGCUGGGACCAUUUAAUAUGUACGAAUGGAGAUUGAAUUUCUGCUUCAAACCUAGGAACAAGUCAAUAAAUGAAAAUCAGAAUGUAUGGCCAUCUGGAUCUUACAGCAUUUUUGGUGACGCCAAUAGCUGCCCGUCAGGAUUUACAACUUCCGAAAGGAAAAUAAAGCUUCCCGCCAUUACUGCGUGGAAAUCAAACGGCCAUCUUCCGAGUUUCUCGAUAAAAACAGAAGAAACAGAUAACUCUGUAUUGCUCGUCUUGAAGAUGUGUGAGCGCCAAAUUGUUGAAAAUGAGACUAAUGGAUUUAAUGUCUCUGGCACAUUCAUUCUAAUAAAGAAUACAGAUAAUUCGUCAUGUCCACAAAUAGACGACAUGAAUGCGGAAGCUGAAGCAUUGCAACUUCAUACUGAGAUCAACGACAGUGUUGAAAUAACGAAUUUAUUUCACAUUUGUUAUUUUCGUCCAGAAACGCUGCUAACAGACUUAGACAAUUAUCUGUACAUGCCAAAGAACUCUCUGCCCAAAAUCGUUAAAACAGAUUUUUCACUUUUAAACCCAACAUUGAUUUAUGGAAAUAGAACUUCUCCGAGAGUGAGCAACACGUUGAAUAACGACUUUAGUAGAUUGACGUUGCCUCAGAAUUACGAAGAAACGACGACACCACGGUUACUUGUAGAUUUUGGUAGGCAUCUUAUCGUUGUGGGAUUGCAGUUCAAAGACCAUUUUCUAACUGAAAGCGAGACAAGCAGAUAUUCCGGUUCUUUGGAUAGAACACUUCACGGAUACGUAUGUCAAAGAUGGGAUGAACAGGAACCGCACAGUCAUAAUUUUACUUACGAAGAGCAGUAUCCGGACAAGACGGUGUCGGAUGCAGAAAACCACUGCAGAGAUCCCAGCGUAGUUGGCAAGAUUUGGUGUUAUACAGAUUCUCCUAAUCAAAGAUGGGAUUAUUGUGCUGAGGAAGUUUACAAUUUCAAAGAAGAGGACAGACCAUUUUCGCAGUGCUAUAUCAGUGGGGAUCGGUGGAGAAUAGAUGAGUUCGGAGGAAUUUCGUGUCGGUACACUGUAUCGUAUAAAGAUGGCCUUUUGUACUUGCAAUUUCUAAGAAAUUAUGAAGGUCGUUAUGUUAAACUUGUUGGUAAAGACGAUAUUGAAAAUUCACAGUUUUAUAGUUCUACGAUAAACGUCCAAGUGUUGACAUCAGAUCGCAUUUUAUAUGAUGAAAUGAAAUGCAACACCGACCUUGGAAUGGGUGAUGGAAGUAUUCUGGACCAUCAAAUAACAGCUUCGUCAUGGCAGUCACAGUCUCCACCCACUUCCGGUAGACCAUUCUCUUCCGGCUGGUGCGCAAAGACAUCGGACACAAAUCCAUAUAUAUCAGUUGACUUGAUGUCUGAUACGAUAGUAGAAGGUAUUACAUUCUUUAACUGGGAAUUGGCAGACAAACACAUUGUCGAUGGUAUAUACACAAAGAAAUUCAUGAUAGCUGGAAGCAAAAAGGUCCAGAUUCAUUACAGUACUGAAAAUAACACGAUACAAACGAACAUGACUUACAACUUUGACAUGUUCUUGCCAACAGAAAAACCACAGACUUACUACCACAGUUCAAUACUGACCAGAUAUAUAGCAGUAUAUAUCAUGGAGUCAAUGACACCAUCUUCUAAGUGCCUUCGCUUUGAACUUCAUGGUUGCAAACGACACGCUCUUCCGGAUCGAGUUGCAACCGAACGGACGUUAGCAGCUACACGUUUAUCUGGUGAAGAAUCCAUCUCGUUUGGCAAUUUGAAAAUCUUGAAAGAAAAUUCUGUGAUAAAUAGCAUUGCCUACCCAACACAUUAUUCAGGGGGACUAUCCUACUCUUGGAUAGUAUAUUUUCCAAAAGGCAAAUAUAUUCAAUUCAUUUUCACGGACAUGUCAUUGAACAUAUAUCAACCAAGUGUGUGGAACCAGUGCCAUGAUAAGCUGAGCUUUUUACCAACAUACACAGAGGAUAGCUUAUAUUUAGAUGAACAGUUUAACGGCUUGGUAUUUUUGGUAGAAACAAACUUGACGUAUCUGACCCUGACAUUUACAACGUGCAGACCAGUUAUGCAAAUGAAAAGUGUUGGAAGUGGUUUUGAAGCGAUUGUUAGAUCUAAAGGGAUACCAACAUGCUUCUCUGCAAGACGAAACACGGAGAAGCUAGUCCACAAUUAUUGCAGCCAACCAACUAUGUUCCUAACAUCUCUGUCACGGCUUAACUUUCCCGUUUCAAAUGCAGCGGAGCAAUGGACCAUUCAUGUCAAGAAAUUUUCUAUACAUCUGAAAAUACUCUACUUCAGUGUGAGAUGUGACUCAGGUUCUUCACUGACAAUCACUGAUAGAUUUUCUGGAGGUAGUACGUUCUGUAAUCUGAAAAAGCCAAAAACAGAAUGGCAUUCGAACUCCGACACAGUGCACAUCAGAUAUGAGAAAGGACGUAUAUUAGGGAGAACUUUUAAUGGAAGAAUAUCUGCACGAGAUGGUUUCCAAGUACUGUAUAGGACAUUUCAUAAAUCAAUGUCUCACCUGAUAGAUUUGCAGAAAACACAUGUCAAAGCUGUAUUAAAAAUUGCCGAACUUGAAAACUACUGGAAUCCAGUAUGGAAAAAUGCAACUCUGUUAGUAUAUCAAGGUUGUUCGAAGAAAUUUGGAAAGUGUUAUGACAUAUAUUCUGGAGCAAUUACAUCAUGGAUACAGGCAGGACAAGAAUGCUGGAUACGCCAUUCAAGACUAGUUUCUACCCAUUCUGAUGAAGAACAAGAGCUGAUCAAAUACAUUUUAAGAAACUUCAGAUUUGUUGACCUAGGAAAAGACACUCUAGAAACAGCCUUUCCUUCCAACAAAACUGAUCCGAACUAUUUUUCUCACAUAGGUUUGUCGCGUGUAACGAGUGAAACUGGGAUGAAACUGCACAUAUGGGAGGACGGUUCUCCAGUCACAUUUUCUGCGUGGAAGGAAGGGGAGCCCUCGACAAAUGGAGACUGCACUCGCAUGAGCUUUCAUCUCUUUAACACAAACAACACCUGGGAAUCCGAAAACUGUGAAACUGGAUUGGCGAAUUAUUUCAUCUGUGAGCACCGCCUUACAGAUGAUAUGUUUAACACUCUCUUCUCGCAUAUGUACAACGGCACUUUAAACGUAACUUUAAGCGGCCUGGAUUGCCAACGGUGGGACGCACAAUACCCGCACAGUCAUAGGUAUAACAAGGACCAUCAGUUUCCGGAACUUAGCGUUAGUGAUGCAGAAAAUUACUGUCGGGACCCUGGUAGGGACGGAUACAUUUGGUGUUACACUACAGAUCCAGUCACACGUUACGAGAAAUGUUCCGAGGUCGAUAGUCCUACAUCUCUGUAUACUGGAAAAUUAAGUAGAACAUCUUCUGGUAGAACAUGCCAACGAUGGGACAGUCAUAUACCUCAUUCACCUUCAUACAAAAUGUUGUCAUUAUUCCCUGAUGAUUCAUUUGAGGAGCUGGCGAACCAUUGUAGGGAUCCGAGUUAUGACGGUAUAUUAUGGUGCUACACGACAGACCCCAAUAGGAGAUGGGAAACAUGCAAUUUAAAAGAUACAGCAGAGGACCGAUGUUACCUCACACAUUCAUCAUACUCAGGCCUAUGGAACAUGACACGAUCUGGGAUAGCGUGCCAGCCAUGGAAGUCUGUCUUACCACAUGAUCAUGAACUAUUUUUAGACUCGCAGUUUCCCGAUGGAUCUGUAGCCGAAGCACAUAAUUACUGCCGUGACCCAUAUAAUGAAGGAUUCUUAUGGUGUUUUACGAUGGACCCUGCAACUAAAUAUGAACCCUGUUCAUUUGAUUAUAAAUAUCAGCUCAAGAACUUUACAAUGGAUUUAGUGAACACAAAUAAGACGGCUUUAUGUAGCAAUGGCGAAGAGAUUUCGUGGGUUCAUUUUUGUGAUGGUAUCCCAAACUGUUCGGACCUCUCGGAUGAAGCAAACUGUACCACUGACGUGCACCAGCUAAUGCUGAACAGGACACUUCCCGAUAAUAUUUUGGAUACAGAAGAGAAAUAUUCACUGUUUCAAUGUGAAAGUAAGGAAUGGGUGUCAAUGUUUGCUAGAUGUGACAGCGUGAUAGAUUGCAUUGACGCCUCUGAUGAAAUGAAUUGUUCUUUAAGUCAAGAGAAAUCCAUAUGUUCCAAAAAUGAAUAUGCAUGUGACGAUAGCGGCUGCAUACAUGUAAGUCAAAUGUGUGACUUUAUAGUAGACUGUAUGGAUGGCUCAGAUGAAAACUGCGAUUUCCCACUGUGCUGGCAAAAGGAAUACCGCUGUCGAAAUCAACAAUGCAUUCCGGGCGAAGACAGAUGCAAUGCCUAUGAAGACUGCUUAGACGGUUCAGAUGAAGAAAACUGCGAUGUGUGUAAGGACAACUCUUUUCAUUGCGAUCUUACAAGAUGUAUUCCAAAGCGACUGGUUUGUGACAAAUAUGUCGACUGUAAAGAUGAAACUGACGAAACAGCAUGUGGUCAACCGCUUCAUUAUUCCUGUGAAGAAUGGUGGAAUGCAGGUUACCGGAAAAAUGGAGUUUACAAAUUAAAUGAAACCGUGGUGGAAUGCAAUUUUGAUGCAGUGAAUAAAGAAGGAACAGUUUAUACAAUAUUUCAUAAUUUCGAAGUAACAUCGACAAAGAAUAUCAACUUGUAUGGUCUGGAACAAAUUCAUUUCGGCGAUAAAGACUCUUUGAACUCGGCCAUAAUUUCUUCACAUUUUCAAAACAAUAGCUACAAUUGUAUCCAAAAUAUUACACAAUCGUGUAUUCCUGCCUAUGAAGCAUUCUCUGAUUAUAGAAACCAUACACUUGGAAAUGCUUCCGACACCUGUGUCUGUGUAACUAUAACAGUUGCUCCUUAUCGCUAUGAUACUGAUAAUAGUUCACUUCAUUUCUGUGGGAAUGAAAGACCGAUGACGGACAAUGAUCACAAUUAUAUGUUAUUCCAAUACUUUGAGGAACAGACACAAUUUCUAGAUUAUGAGGGUGAACGCGGUAUGGAGAUAACAGUUGGACCAAUCGUUUGUUCUAAUGUAGACAGAGCGGUAAUAACAGGGAAACCGUUUGGAAAGAAAAACAAUGCACUCAACGGACAAGUGCGAUGUGUGUUUGACAUUGAUUCUGCGGGUUUCGUGAUAGGUAGUAGGUCUGGACAACAUCUGCAAGAAUGUGAACAUUUCAGCUGUCCGACUAACACUGUUAAAUGUCCAGGCAGCUUUUGCUUGCCAGUGAAGUUUAUAUGUGACGGAAAGAUACAAUGCCCUGGUGGACAGGAUGAGGAAGAAUGUGGCUGCCAAGAUGCAGAUCGUGAAGUUGUCUUUCUCUACGAGGAUUUAAAAAGUAAAGAGGAAACUCAGAAAAUAAAGAAAAUGGCGACACAGUUUUAUACACCUAACAGCAUCGUUAGAGAGCUUCGUUAUAGAGAAACAAUUCGUCCAGAAAAGCUACACUUUGACCAUCGUUUCCUGGAUAUGUCGGAUACAGUGAUUAAUCCAUACAGCUCCACAAAUAGAGAGUUUACUUGCAACUACUCAAUACUGGCAUCACAAUUUGUUAACAGAAUUGAGUUUUCAAAGAAAGACUCAAGAGGAAUUUUAUUUUUCCAAGAGAGAAAUGAGUCAGACGUUCUCACAGAGAUGAUGUUCGCAAAAAUAAAGUCAAGGCCAGAGUUUCUGAUAUACAGAAUUAUACAGGAUCCAUUUUAUGAAAAUUCUAAUUUAAAAUCAUUCCAAGUCGUUACAGAUAUAGUUGUAAAAUCAUGGGAGAAGCUGGCUGCAAUUGGAGCAAAAUACUUUCCAGAACUAUGCAAAGAAGCAAGAACGGUGAUUUGUCCAAAUGAGUAUAAAUGUUCAGCAAGUAAGACGUGUAUUCCAUUGGAGCAAAUAUGCGAUGGACAAACACAGUGUUUGAACGGUGAUGAUGAGCGAUUUUGCCACUAUUCUUGUCCGGAAAAUUGCACAUGCGUAGAGUAUACAACCGACUGUGGUUCUACUGACGUGGACAAUAAAACUUUACCUUAUCUGCACAAUAAUUCCCGCUUGCUUGAAUUGAGCGGAAACACUGGACUGCGAGAAAUACUACUUAGCCCAAUGUCAAAUUUUCCAUACCUUAUAUCUUUAAAUCUUUCAAUGUGUGAGUUAAAGGAGAUGGCAAAAGAUAUUUUUCAGUCAAUGGGUAACUUGAGGAUACUUGACCUCAGCUAUAACAAAUUAACAAUAAUUCCAAGUUCUGCAUUCAUUGGACUUCGAAAGCUGAAAGUGCUGAACUUACUUGGAAAUAAGGACAUAUACAUGUUUCAGCCAUAUUCAUUUAACGGACUAUCCAGUAUAAGAAAGAUUGAAAUAACAAGUGCAAAUAUUCAUAAAAUUUCCUCUCACACUUUCUCUGGUUUAAAUCUUGAUGAACUAAAAUUAUCUGAUAACAAUAUACAUGAACUGGAAGACAACGUAUUUUCAGGUAUGAAUGUGAAAAUCAUUGAUAUGGAAAAUAAUAAAAUAACAAUCUUCAAUAAAGGUUUUUUUCGAGGAGCAUCAGGAAUAACUUCUUUACAUACACCUGCAUUUAAGUACUGCUGUGUUCGUCCUAACUAUUUAGCAGAUACAGACUGUUUCCCUGAAAAAGACGAAUUUUCAUCGUGUGCAGAUCUAUUGCGGGUUUCUGCACUCCAGACAAUGCUAUGGCUUAUUGGAAUUCUCGCACUUGUUGGAAAUAUUUUGUCUGUUAUUUACCGUUUAGUCUACGACAGGGAAAGGCUGAAACUGGGUUUUGGAAUAUUUGUAACAAAUCUUGCUGUGGCAGAUUUCCUUAUGGGAAUUUAUCUAAUAAUCAUCGCUGUAGCAGACGCCGCAUACCGAAAAAGAUACACCUUCAUGGACGACUACUGGAGGAACAGUGGUUGGUGUACUCUAGCAGGAUUUCUAUCCACCGCAUCAUCAGAGGCCAGUGUGUUCUUUCUUUGUCUUAUUACAAUUGACAGGCUUUUGGUAAUUAAAUACCCUUUUGGUCAGAUACGUUUUAACCCGAAAAAUGCUGGGAUUUCUUCGGGCAUUGUCUGGGUGAUUUCAGUGUCCGUUAGCCUGAUACCAAUUUUGUACAAAGACUACUUUCAGGAUAAGUUUUAUUCAAAAUCAGGCGUUUGCAUUGCGCUACCGCUGACCAGAGACCGGCCGCCAGGAUGGCUGUACUCUAUAAUGAUUUUUAUCGGACUGAAUUUCGUAACAUUUUGUUUAAUAGCUAUUGGACAGGUCAUUAUUUAUCGGGAAAUUAAAAAAGCAACAGCAGGCAUAAGACGAUCAUCUACAAGAAAGGGCAAGGGCGGAUCUGGACGACGAAGAGAACUUACAGUUGCAAGAAACCUUUUCCUUGUUGUGACCACUGACUUUCUGUGCUGGUUCCCCAUUGGUUUAAUGGGGAUGAUGGCAAUGUCUGGUUACGUGAUUCCUGGUGAGGUGUAUGCCUGGACAGCCGUGUUUAUACUUCCAAUUAAUUCCGCGCUAAAUCCAGUUCUUUACACGUUAACAGCCUUUCUUGGAAAAAGGGUCAUUGUGCAUUUUAUGGCUGGUGUAAAUCAACUAGUGAUGACCCAACAAAUGAUUUGUAGGAUUCCAGUCUGCACUAAAGCACAAGCACAGCAAGACACACAAAUGAUGACCUCCUCCUACAGAUCGCCAGUUAGGGUCCGGAAAACUCGACCAUUUAAAGGACUGUUUCGAUAUUUCAUCGCAAAAACAGAUGGGUUUGGCCAGACGUUCAUAAGCCUGGACGAUCUAGACAAUAAAGAUAUUACCCUCACGUCUAAGGAUGUUCUAACUUGUGUCCGAAAUCUAUCUCACUGUCUGUGUUUGUUACACAGAAAUUCACUUCUGGUGAAGCUUGAUGGAAGGAGUGUCUAUGUAAGCGUGUCGGAUGGCAAGGUUAUUGGAGACAUACAAAUAAGACAGGAACCGUCAGAGUGCUCAAAUAACGGGAUGAAACAGGAAAACAUGCACCAGCUUGGACAAGUUGUUCGUCGUAUCCUGGUCAUAUCACAGAAAACAAGGAAGCGUCAUGCUGAAUGUAAUGAAAAACAGAGUGUUAGUACUGAAGAGCAUAACUGAUUUCCAAUCUUUUUUUUUGUAUGAUUUUAUUACAUUAACAUUACAUUUCGUACAUUAUCUUACGUUUCUUGAAAAAGUGUUAUAUGAAAUGUUGGAGCUUCAUUUUUAUUAUCUUACAUCCAAGUUAAUGUUAUGAACUGUACAAAAUAAAUGCCUGUACUUCCAUUAAUUUGUCUUCGUGAUAUGAGAAUUGUAUGUGAACAAGGAUACCAAUUACAAUUUAUAUUUCAUGUAAAGCACUUUGGCUUUUUUGUUAAUGCUAACAAAUUUAAAUUGUGUUCUAAUAACGAUGAUACGAGUUUUUAAAAUAUGUUUAAUACUAAGUAUUUCUCAUAAGACGUGACAUCACCAUGUGUGUAAUAUCUUUACUAACAAAACGCUGUUUGGAUACACGUUCUCUCAAAAUAAUGCUUAGACUUGGUACUGAAAUGACG
Mercenaria mercenaria is the source of this 9168-nucleotide messenger RNA. RefSeq lists its product as uncharacterized. The coding region runs from base 179 to 8734 and encodes 2851 amino acids. The record is from RefSeq and is a predicted model, not a curated record. Gene Ontology annotation, biological process: G protein-coupled receptor signaling pathway. The transcript is spliced from 46 exons. Gene Ontology annotation, molecular function: protein binding; G protein-coupled receptor activity. Gene Ontology annotation, cellular component: membrane. Lineage: Eukaryota; Metazoa; Mollusca; Bivalvia; Venerida; Veneridae.